Oncorhynchus masou masou (cherry salmon) is the source of this 2008-nucleotide messenger RNA. RefSeq names its product alkylglycerol monooxygenase-like. Bases 148 to 1482 code for a protein of 444 amino acids. Gene Ontology annotation, cellular component: endoplasmic reticulum. NCBI's taxonomy places the organism in Eukaryota, Metazoa, Chordata, Actinopteri, Salmoniformes, Salmonidae. The record is from RefSeq and is a predicted model, not a curated record. The transcript is spliced from 13 exons. Gene Ontology annotation, biological process: lipid biosynthetic process. Gene Ontology annotation, molecular function: iron ion binding; glyceryl-ether monooxygenase activity.
AAAUAAAACGACAUAGUUAUCUCGCAGUUCAAAUGACGUUUGAUGACUGUGCGAGUAUCACCCGGUAGUUAAAAUUCCCCAGAGGAAUCGGUUUAGCAUCACUUUGGGAUUGAAGGUGGGAUUGAAGAGGGAUUGAAAGUGCAUACAAUGGCGCAAUUCAUGGAUGUCGUCUCAUUGACCAAGGGAAUUCGGUCCAUGUUUUACAUUGUCACACCGAACGAAUCAUCAUUUGAAAAUGUGGAGGAUGUCCCGCCAUAUGUUCAACAGGCCACCCCGUUCUUUAUGGGCUUGAUGGUUGUCGAGUUGGUGGUGAGCCUGCUGAAGGAUGGAACCCCAUUGGCCUGUGUCAGUGAUGUCGUCACCUCAGUGUCAGCUGGUAUCAUUUCCAGAAUGCCCACGCUAUUUGCAAGAGGUUUUGAAAUAACGACUUACAUCUACGUGUGGGACAACUUGCGUCUCCUGGAGCUACCCUGGGACUCUCCCUGGGCAUGGUGGCUGGCUUUCCUAGUGGUGGACUUCAGCUACUACUGGGUCCAUCGCUUUGCUCACGAGUUGAACUUCCUGUGGGCUGCCCACCAGGUCCACCACAGCUCAGAGUACUACAACCUUUCCACAGCCCUCAGACAAUCCCUCACACAGCAGUUCUCAUCAUGGGUGUUCUAUCUCCCCAUGGCGUUGGCAGUACCACCCUCUGUGUUUGCUGUACACAUCCAAUUCAACCUGCUGUACCAGUUCUGGAUCCACACUGAGGUGAUCAGAGAUUUGGGACCUCUGGAGUGGGUCCUAAACACCCCCAGUCACCACAGAGUUCACCACGGGCGAAAUGAAUAUUGCAUUGAUAAGAAUUACGGGGGAGCUCUGAUAAUAUGGGACAGACUAUUCGGGACCUUUGCUCCAGAGGGAAAUAAAGUUGUCUAUGGUCUUGUACACAAAAUAAACACAUUUGAGAUCUUCCAUAUUCAGUUCCAUUACUAUAAAUACUUGUGGAGGAGGUUCAACAGAUACAAGAAAAUCUUCAAUAAAUUGGGCGUCCUCUGGAAAGGACCCAGUUGGAAACCUGGCAAACCAAGGCUGGGGGAUCACGCAGAGGUGCCCGAGGUUACUGGAGAAGAGCUGCCAUUCAAUCCCAGUUGGCCUCUGGCUCUGAAAGUCUAUGUCUGCAUACAUGGUCUAAUGUUGUUGGGUGUUUACCAGGAUCUGUUUGAGUCAAGGCUGAUGCUAUCCCAGCUGACUGUUCUGAUGAUGACUGGCUACAUUCUACUCAGUCUGACCUCCAUUGGCUUCAUCAUUGACCAACGGCCAACGGCACCCAUGUUGGAGUUGCUGCGCUGUGUUCUGAUGAUGAUGCUGCUGCGGUAUGGCUACAUGACUGCACCAGCACCACUGUUUGUGCCCAUUGAGGCCUUUGUCUCCAUCUCCCUGCUGUACUGGGGCCUGCAGACAUUCAGCCAAUUGAUUGCAGUCAAGAAGAAGACAACAUGAGAUUGUCAGGUCCCAUUGGCUUACUGUACCUGGCUCCCAUCAAAUGUUUGAAGGACUUUAGCCAUGACUUUAGGUAGCCACACUUUCCCACAUAUUAACCAACAUACAAGCUUCUAUGAAUCAAAUAAUAUAUAUAAUGUGCAUAUCUUGCCUCAUAAUAAUAUUUGUUAAUGUUUUUAAUCGGACAAGCAUAGUGUGUAUGAAUGACCAUAGGCACUAUACAUUUAUGGCCAUGCUUAGUGUUACUGUUUCUUAUGGAAGGUAGCUUUUCUGAUUUUGUUCAAAUUGUACUGUUAUAUGGUGCUAUUCAGUGAUUGAUUAAUGACAAUCAAUGUAAUACAUUCCUGUUUAGUGAGCCAUUGAGAAUAUUAUGAAUGACUUUUUUUUCACCUACACCUUUACCUGUACAACAAAUACCUCCUAAAACUGCAGGGUAACUUUUCCUAGGAUCCUUUUUUUCAUGAAAUGUAAUACUUCUUGACUCUAUAUUUUUCAGUUCCAUUUUUGACUAAACAGUUUUCUGUUA